This is a messenger RNA of Pseudopodoces humilis (Tibetan ground-tit), 2234 nucleotides long. It is a transcript of the gene IKZF5, whose product is annotated as IKAROS family zinc finger 5. Gene Ontology annotation, molecular function: DNA-binding transcription factor activity; RNA polymerase II cis-regulatory region sequence-specific DNA binding. Gene Ontology annotation, biological process: regulation of transcription by RNA polymerase II. The record is from RefSeq and is a predicted model, not a curated record. NCBI's taxonomy places the organism in Eukaryota, Metazoa, Chordata, Aves, Passeriformes, Paridae.
CCGGAGCAGAGCCCGGACCCUGCUCUGCCCCUCCCGGCACCCAGGGCUGAGGGCCCAUCUCAGCUGAGGCUCCUCUCGAGGCUGAACAGCUCCCUCAGCCUUUCCUGGGCACCGAGAUGCACCAGUCCCUUCAGCAUCUUUGCUGCCCUUCACUGGAUGUUCUCCAGAAGCUCCGUGUCUCUUGUCCCGAGGAGCCCAGAAUGGGACCCGCGGGUUGCUCGGAGGUUUCCCGUGGCCGUGUCGCUUCCCACUCUGCCGUGGGCCGGAGGAGGAGGUGUGGGAUCCACCGGGGUUGUUUGGGGCUCAUGGCAGAUCACGGGUGGCCACCGACGCUGUGCUUCACUCCCCAUUCCCACCGUCAAACCUCCUUCAGGAGCACCGGGAAGGGCUUGGAUGGAGUUUGGAAUCCUUCCUGCUUUAAUUUAUUUGCUACGGAAAAGAUGGAACAGAGAACAUCCCCCUUUUUUCCCCUGGAUUCCUUAAAAGAAGAAGACACCAACAAAUGGAACACAAAUUAACUUAAGCCUACAGGAGGCUGGAAGAGGGUAGGGAAAGUGGAGAAGCUGUGCUCUGCUUUAUAUCUGAUGUGUUGGGGUACAUUUUGGAGCAUGUUUGCUACUUAGCAGGGAACUAAAAUUCAGGCACUAGAGGUUUUAAAUGAAAGAUUCAAUAUGGGGGAAAAGAAGGCAGAACCGUUGGAUUUUGUGAAGGAUUUUCAGGAAUAUCUGACCCAGCAGACUCACCAUGUCAAUAUGAUUUCUGGAUCAGUUACUGGUGACAAGGAAGUAGAGACUCUCCAGGGAGCUGGGACAGAAGGUGAUCAGAAUGGUCUGGAUCAUCCUUCUGUCGAAGUUUCACUGGAUGAAAACUCAGGAAUGUUGGUGGAUGGGUUUGAAAGGACUUUUGAUGGAAAGUUAAAGUGUCGAUACUGCAACUACGCCAGCAAAGGAACAGCACGGCUCAUAGAGCACAUCAGGAUUCACACAGGGGAGAAACCGCACAGGUGCCACCUGUGUCCCUUUGCCUCGGCCUACGAGCGUCACCUGGAGGCUCACAUGCGGUCCCACACCGGGGAGAAGCCCUACAAGUGUGAGCUGUGCUCCUUCCGCUGCAGCGACCGCAGCAACCUGUCCCACCACCGCCGCCGCAAGCACAAGAUGGUGCCCAUCAAGGGGACGAGGUCUUCCCUGAGCAGCAAGAAGAUGUGGGGGGUUCUGCAGAAGAAGACCAGCAAUUUGGGGUACAGCAGAAGAGCAUUAAUUAAUCUGAGUCCGCCUUCCAUGGUGGUACAGAAACCAGACUACCUUAAUGAUUUCACCCAUGAAAUCCCCAAUAUCCAGACUGAGGCGUACGAGAGCAUGACAAAAACGACUCAGAGCGGUGGCUUGCCAAGGGAUCCACAGGACCUCAUGGUGGAUAAUCCUUUAAACCAGCUCUCCACGUUAGCAGGACAGUUGUCCAGCUUGCCACCCGAAAACCAAACUCCAGGCUCUCCUGACGUUGUUUCCUGUCAAGACGAAAAGCCUUUCAUGAUACAGCAGCCUGCUGCACCUGCAGUAGUUUCAGCUGUAUCAGCAAAUAUUCCUCAGAAUUCCUCUCCGACCAGCCCUGAUUCCCGGCCCACACACAAUCAAAGGAACUACAGUCCCGUGGCGGGGCCCAGCAGUGACCGCAGUGCCCACACCAGCACGCCCAGUAUCAGCAACAGCCAGCCAAGUACCCCGGCUCCAGCCCUGCCGGUGCAGGACCCUCAGCUGCUGCACCACUGCCCACACUGUGACAUGUACUUUGCGGACAAUAUCCUUUACACCAUCCACAUGGGAUGCCACGGAUUUGAAAAUCCUUUCCAGUGUAACAUUUGUGGGUGUAAGUGUAAAAACAAGUACGACUUUGCUUGCCACUUUGCAAGAGGCCAACAUAAUCAACAUUGACUGAGAACACGCUUUCGUUUAGUUUUUUAACAUAUUACAGUCUAUUUUUCAUACUUGCUGAUGGAAAGCUUGCACAUUCCCAUAAGGAAUCUUCACGUUAAUCGGUUCGACAGAGGAGGCAAAUUGAUUUCUGUGUUCUUGUAAAACUUGCCAGGGAAGUUUUGUAUCUGACUCAGUUGCUGUUUUAUAUGUAGCCUUUCAAGAAAAGCCAAGAGUGCUAUAAGAGUUGGAAUGCAUUUACAUGCUGUGGUUGCUAAAUUUAAGUUGCUUGCACUUAAUCCCAAUAAACAUUCUGCAAGUGGA